CAGAUCACCUACAGAUUAUCCGUCUAAAUGACCAUUCGAUUCAGAUGUGUCUGAAACAGGCGCAUAGAGUUUAUUACUAGACAUUUAAAACCUGAAGAAGGUACUGCUGAGAUCAGAAGCAAAAAGGCUACUACUUUUUUAACUUAAUGCCAAACGGAUUGCAUGUACAGUGUCAUUGCUUCUUUGGACUGGUUUCUUGGACUUAACAUUCAGUCUUCGCUCCUACUCACAAGCGCAAUAACUGAUAUCUCAGUUGUAACUUUAACCAGAAGAUAGUGUUCUGCGCUCGCACUCACCUUGAAACAGGAGCAGCCGAAAUGACUCCUAAAGAAAACUUCAUCUCUGUUUGAGAAUCAACUUUGUUUGCGGACCACCUUGUGAUUAUAUUAGUAAGCACCACCAUGUUUGUGCUGUGCACCAUGGUGUUGCUUUCUCUCCACAGCCUGUUUAAAAGACCCAAGAUCCUUGAACUCCCAGAACCAGCAGCUGUAGAGGACCCCAAGCAGUCCAGCCCGGAUGCAAAACUCGGACGCAGGAAAAGAUCCAAACAUCCCUGUUAUGGAAUUUCUGGAGCUCUGCAAAAAUCAAAAGUCCACAGGCAGCAGGGUUUUGAAAGCUCUUUGGAAGGGACACUUUGGAAACUAAAGAAAAUUAGAUCCGCACACGUGGAGAAUAUUCAUGCCAGGAGGAAGUCCGUACAGCCGGUCCAGCGGUACAGUGCGGGUCUGCUCGGCCCUGCGGUCAUGUACGGCACACGAAAGACCUGGGACGUCGGCCACAACCCCUGCCUGCAGGAACUUUGGAACACAGACCUCUCAUUGGACGCAAGUUCUCUGGAUAUACUGAUGAGUGAUGGUGAGGAGGAGAACUCCUUCCUCUCAUUGCCUGACUCAGUCCUUCAGCGCCAUUGUUUAACCUCUGACCUCUCUGAAACGGCCACCUCAGAACAACAACAACUCCUGAUACAAACGUUACAGGAACGGGUUUGUGAGUUUCAGGCACGCCUGCGCAGUGAAGACGCUGCUAAACGACUUUUGCUAGAGAGCCUGCAGACACACGACCAGCUCAACCAACAACAUUCAUCCAGUAACCAAGAACCUUACGAGGGACCCAGACUGCAGAGCAGUCAGCUCAACCAAGCUGUUUCACCUGCAGGUGCAAGGGCCUCUAAUUCUUUAAAUCCGAAGCUUGUGGAAGUAAACCAGGUUCCAUCAAAGGAGCGACUCCAAAAAGACGAGGGGGAACAACUUGCUCUCAUCACGGGGCUACGCACACAGGUAAGGGAGCUGGAGGAGAAACUAGUGGAUCAGAAGCAGGAGGUGGAGAGACUGCGCUCUGAGCUGGGGGCGACAGAUCUGGAGAAGCAGCUGGAGGUGCUGGAAAGUGAAAACCAGCGUCUCAAACAAGAGCUGAAGGCCAGUCAAGCCCAGCAGCCCCAGACCACCUGCUCACCUGCCCACUGUCCACACAGCCAGGAUGUGGAGGUCUUGCAGGGCGAGCUGUGUUGUAAGGAGGAGGAGUGCCGCCAGCGUGAGCAGCAUCUGGGCCUAUUGGAGCAGCAGCUGCAAGAGAAGACGGCUCUGGUAGUACAGCUUCAGCAGCAGUUAGACAAGGCCACACGUCACAGACAAGAGCUCCAUCAGCAGCUAGAGGAGGCAUCGCUGCACAGGAGCCAAAGCGAGGAACAGCUGACGUCACGGCUUCACGACGCAGAGGAGGCUCUUUCACGUCAGGCUGCGCUGCCCCCACAGGUCAAGUAUGUGACUAAGACGGUUGAAGUGGAGUCGUCUCAGUGUAAGCUGGCUUUAAUGGAGGCUCAGGCCCGAAACCAGACUCUCCAGGAACAGCUGGGCGUGCAGAGACAGCUACUCCGAGAGCUUGAACAACAGCUUCACGAGUCUCAGAGAACCAGCAGUCAACUACGCCAGCAGAUUCUGGUCUGUGAGGGUGAGAUGGAGAGAGCUCAAGGUCAGCUGGAGGCAGAGAUGCAGAGUCUGGAGGAAGAGAAGAACCGAGUGAUCGAGGAAGCGUUCAUCAGAGCCGAGAGCGAGAUGAAGGCCGUCCAUGAGAAUCUCGCAGGGGUGCGCAUGAACCUCCUGACCCUGCAGCCGGCUCUGAGGACCCUUACCUGCGAUUACAACUGUCUGAAGAGGCAGGUGCAGGACUUCCCUUACAUGCUAGAGAAAGCCAUCACUGAAGCAAAACAGGAGAUCUGUCAGGUGAUUGGAGAGGUGAGCAGCGCAAAUCAGGAACUGCUGAGGAAAUACAAGCGCGAGAUGAACCUGAGGAAGAAAUGCCAUAAUGAGCUGGUGCGCCUUAAGGGUAACAUUCGGGUGUUGUGUCGAGUACGCCCCAUCUGCCCCGGAGAAAGAGAUGCCGCUGACACCAAAAACCUAGUGACCUUUGAUGUAGAUGACGAUGCUGUUCUUUACUUGUCCAACAAGGGCAAGCUCAUGAACUUUGAACUUGACAAAGUCUUCCCCCCUCAGGCUACUCAGGAGGAGGUGUUCCAGGAAGUGCAGUCUCUGGUCACUUCCUGUAUUGAUGGCUUUAAUGUAUGCAUCUUUGCCUAUGGGCAGACAGGCUCUGGAAAGACCUACACUAUGGAGGGGGUACCAACAGACCCUGGCAUUAACCAGCGUGCUCUGCGGCUGCUCUUCUCUGACGUGACGGAGAAGAAACCCGACUGGGACUACAAGAUCACUGUUAGCAUGGUGGAAAUCUACAAUGAGACGCUUCGAAAUCUUUUGGGUGAUAAUCCGAAUGAGAAGCUUGAUAUAAAGAUGUGUCCAGAUGGGAGCGGACAGUUGUAUGUGCCAGGACUGACAGAGUUCACGGUGGAGAGCGUGGAGGACAUUAACAAGGUGUUCGAAUUGGGUCACAUGAACAGGGCAACAGCGUGUACUAAUCUAAACGAGCACAGCUCUCGCUCUCACGCCCUCCUUAUCGUCACUGUAGUGGGGUUCAACUCUUCAACAGGCCACCGUACCUCAGGUAAGCUGAAUCUGGUCGAUCUGGCCGGCUCUGAGCGUAUUGCCAAAUCCGGUGCCGAGGGCAGCCGUCUGCGCGAAGCUCAGUGCAUCAACAAAUCCCUGUCUGCGCUGGGUGAUGUCAUCAACGCCCUUCGAUCCAAACACUCGCAUGUGCCCUUCCGCAACUCUCGCCUCACGUACUUGCUGCAGGACUCGCUCAGUGGAGACAGUAAAACCCUCAUGAUGGUGCAGGUGUCUCCCCUAGAGAGUAACAUCAGCGAGUCUGUCUGCUCUUUGAAGUUUGCUCAGCGCGUCCGGACUGUUGAGAUCGGCCCGUCGUCUUCCUCGCGACGACAAGCAGAGAAUUCAUCGACAUCUUCUUCACCCACUCAUGACAGCGUGGAGCUGGAUUCUCCUCCUGUGACCCCGGUCCCACUUCCCAUCUCAAGAGCCAGUAGCGCAGGCUCAACGCUCUCCUCCACAUCUAAAAGCAGCAGCCGCCGAAGAUCCCACAGUCAGCUUUCCACAGACAGACAGGUAGACAGAAGCAGCCCAUUCGUUGGGGAAGGUGGGCAGGUAGGUGGGGUUUUAUGUGGUUGGUCGCUUGGCAUGAAAACGCUCAGCAUGGCAUGGUGCCCUACGCGUCACCCCGUCAAUGCCCACCCAUCUAACACAGCGCCUUUAACCCCAAGAAGCUUUUUGACGAAUGAAGUUGACAGCAUGACAGACACCUCAGAAACGGAUCACUGAGGGCUGCCCGCCUUCAGUGGCGUUCGUUCUUCAAACCUCUCGACCAAUCAGCUUCUCCGUUGAGGAUUCUACCAAUGAAAACCUGCAUUAUAAUUUGACUUGGAGCUCAGCUGAUGAAUCAGGGUUUGUGUUGGAAACCACGCCAAUGGGACCUCAACUAAUUUGACAUUCAUUGGACGUGAUUUAAUAUAACGCUGACCUCGCGACAUGGACUGCUGAAGAUCCUUCCGUUACGUCAAAGUAUUUCUGGGCAAUAUGCACUUUAGUCUGGUCCAGGCUGUCAUUUGUAGUGUUAAUGUUACAUAAAUGCAUUUGAUUUAUAGAUGCUUGAAUGUACGUGUAUGUAAUGUUCGUGUGUCCGAGCAAGAUUUUAAUUUGGAUUCUUUUUCAGUCUCUCCUUUAUCUUCUGAAACAACUUAAACAUUUACAGCUUUGAAAACUGUGUUUAAUCGUGGCAAUAAGAAGUAAUGCAAAGUUUGCUCUCUAGGUAGCAUUUUAUAUUUGUACAUAGAAUCUUAAAGGCUACUUAAAGCCUGGACGUGUCUUCCUGAUCCAUGCAUGUGUUGAGACGAUCAGAUCGUGCUCUAAUUCAUUCAUUUUUAUGACAAUCAUAAAAGAUUUUCGUGCAGUGAAGUCGAACCAUGACGGUAUACAGUGUUGAAUUAAAGAGCAAGAGGACUGGAUUUGUAAAUAGUAAUGGGUUCAUAUGAGCUAACAGUACAUCUACAGUGGACAUGAUGUUGAACUGUAAUAAUCCACUGAGCAAAAGCUGCUGUCUGUGGCUCUGGGGGUUUCACUUGCUUGUAUUCACAUUGAUGUUUGUAUGGAGUUGUUUUUGUACACUGUUUUUAAUAAAUGCUCUAAGCCAAAGUUUGGCAGAAAUUA
Molecule: messenger RNA, 4607 nt
Organism: Paramisgurnus dabryanus
Lineage: Eukaryota; Metazoa; Chordata; Actinopteri; Cypriniformes; Cobitidae
Gene: kifc3
Product: kinesin family member C3
Biological process (GO): microtubule-based movement
Cellular component (GO): microtubule cytoskeleton
Molecular function (GO): microtubule motor activity; microtubule binding; ATP binding
Source: RefSeq, a predicted model, not a curated record